Molecule: messenger RNA, 1038 nt
Organism: Chelonus insularis
Lineage: Eukaryota; Metazoa; Arthropoda; Insecta; Hymenoptera; Braconidae
Exons: 3
Coding region: 158-898 (246 amino acids)
Source: RefSeq, a predicted model, not a curated record
UUAUUGUUGAUAGAUUCUGACCGUGGCCCUGAAUUAAUUAUGGAGUGAAUCAGCUAAUAUACUAUUUAUAAGUUUAUCGAAGGUAUAAAUUAAUCUUUUCUUUUGAUUAAUCUUAGUUGAUAUUUAAUAGAACAAGUGAUACGUUGUGCUGCUGAAAAUGAUCAAAUCAUUUGUGUUUUGGUUUAAUUUUAUUUUUUUACUGCCUUCGGUUUUCACUGAAGUUCCAUCAUACUUACCAGUUUGUGGUAGAAGAAAUCCAAAAUUGGAUGAAUGUAUUUUAAAUAGUGUCAAAACAGUAACUCCACUAUUAGUACGAGGAAUACCAGAGCUGAAAGUGCCUCCAAUAGAACCUCUUUUUCUACCUGAAGGGCUUUCAUUUUACAACCUCAAGGAUUUUUCAGCGUCUACUAAAAAUGUUAAACUAUCAAAUCUUUCAGCAUUUGAACCAAGUAAUUUUCAUGCAGAUCUUGAUAAAAAAACCAUAACCUUCAAGGUACAUUUUGAUCAAGUAAAAACAGAAGGUGAUUAUGUUGUUGAUGCCAAAAUUCUAGUUCCAAUCCAUGGAGAUGGUUAUAUUACUAUUGAUUCAUAUGAUAUUAAUGCAGAUGUUGUGCUUCAAUAUAAAUUAAUAAGUACCAAGAAAGGACAACAAUUGUAUUUUACAGGAAUGACCUGUAAAAUGAAAAUUGCUGAUUAUAAAUGUAACUUUACACCAUAUGAUAAAUCAAGUACAACUCUUGCUGAUGCAAUCAAUACUGUCAUCAACUCUAACCGUCAAGAAGUGUUGGAAACUUUUAUUCCCAUUCUUGAAAAAGCUAUUUCAACAAGAGUACUUGAAAUUUCUAAUAAAAUUUGCAAAAACUUUACUUACGACGAACUGUUUCCAGAUCAUGAAUGAUAUACUCAAAUACACUCAAAUCAUAUUAAUGUUACCUUGAAAAAAUAAGUUUAUAUAAUAAAACAUGUUCUAGGACAAUCAGUCAAAUUUAUAAAUUGACAAAAAAUUUGAAAUUAUAAUAAAUAUUGUUAUUUGAUAAA